GGUUGCUGGUCGUGGCAGCACGACAGACUAGCACGUAUAAUCUAGUCGUUUUUUUUUUUUGUAUAGAUAGAGAUUGUGCAACUCAGUUUCAAACCGAUACUUGGGAGUUUUGUGUAAACUGCAUGGUAUUGAACUUGUUGUCUGAUUCGUCUCGGUCAUUUUUAGAAAAGAAAACUUUUACCCGUGCCUCAUUCAGCUCUUGUUUAACGUACCGUCUCAGGUCUUCUUCAUUCAGGAGAACAACAUGUCACCAUGGAUUAAACAGAUUGGCUUUGUUUUUGUGGCAGUGUUCAUGUUGCCCUAUACAACAGAGUCAAAGAAAGAUGAAGUGCUGUACUGUUCAGCCUGCAUGGCGAUUGCAGAAGAACUGAACUAUUCAAUCAGUCAAACUGAUCCAAAAAAGACGAUUCAUGUUGGUGGAUUCAGACUCAACCCCGAUGGAAGUCUGAAUGAUAAAAAGGUUCCUCUUGCUAGGUCAGAGACUCACUUAACCGAAUUGCUGGAAGCAGUUUGCAAAAGCAUGAGCGAUUACGCUCUCUAUGAGGACCCGGUCACCAAAGAAAAGAGCUACAAGAGAUUUGCACCUAGAGGAAAUGAUGGUGGGAAUUUUCCAGAUUUCAAACAUUUUAAGUUUGAUGGGCCGGAGAGUUCCAGUGCUAUGAAGUUUGCGUGUGAAAGCAUUGUUGAAGAGCUGGAAGAUGAUAUCAUCUCUCUCUUCACCAGUGAGACGGACCAUGCCGCUAAGAAGUUGUGCAGUGAAGUAUCAGGUCACUGUAAGAGCUCUGCUUUCCAGCACAGUGAACUUUAGUUUUACAUUAGCAUCUGCUGGAGAACACCCAAAAACUUGGACCAGGAGAUCUCAAAUAUUUCCCCAAAAUGUUGUUUUGAUUGU
Messenger RNA from Xyrauchen texanus (razorback sucker), 892 nucleotides. RefSeq names its product canopy FGF signaling regulator 1 (gene cnpy1). The record is from RefSeq and is a predicted model, not a curated record. NCBI's taxonomy places the organism in Eukaryota, Metazoa, Chordata, Actinopteri, Cypriniformes, Catostomidae. The coding region runs from base 245 to 808 and encodes 187 amino acids. Gene Ontology annotation, cellular component: endoplasmic reticulum. The transcript has 6 exons.